Molecule: messenger RNA, 2171 nt
Organism: Homarus americanus (American lobster)
Lineage: Eukaryota; Metazoa; Arthropoda; Malacostraca; Decapoda; Nephropidae
Product: carbonic anhydrase 7-like
Exons: 9
Coding region: 261-1340 (359 amino acids)
Cellular component (GO): plasma membrane
Molecular function (GO): carbonate dehydratase activity; zinc ion binding
Source: RefSeq, a predicted model, not a curated record
AGCGACGGAGUGGUGUGGGUACCUCUCCUGUCAGGCUCCAGGGUACCGUUUGUUUUGGAACCCGAGUCUGUUGAAGAUUUUUUAAACCUUCAUUGGUCAUCACAAGCAUACACCGGUAGCUGCCGUCAACAAAAGUUGGUGAAAUAUACAGAGCUUUCCUUAACCUGGGGAGUCAGGACGAGUAGUGUGGGUGACGUUGAUCCUGGGUCCUGUUACUAUACUGCUAGACGAGGAAUACCUGGGUCCAUUGUCUACCAGAGAUGACUAACUUGACGUCGAUCCUGUCUCUGCUUCUGCUGGUGGUCAGGACGGUGGAGCCAGCACAGAGCCAACUUCUUCGUGUCCUUGAGUUACCACCGAGCCCUCAAUGGAGCUACGAUGAUGUCAAGUCGUGGAGCAAGGUGGCGCCACAGUGUUUAGGAAGCAAGCAGUCCCCCGUCGACUUCACCAAGGUCAAGGAGUUCACACCAGCUCCUUUUGUCUUCACUAAUUACGGCCUGAUCGACACGAUGCUGGAGAACAACGGCCACUCACUGAACGUGAAGUUGUUUCCUGACCCGAGCAACAGACCAGCGGUGUCUGGGGGAGGGCUGCCGGGGACUUACCUGCUUGAUGCAUUCCACUUCCACUGGGGAACAACGCGUGACAAGGGUUCAGAACAUCUGCUGCAUGGAUGCUCCUUUUCUGGGGAGAUGCACUUUGUUCACGUUAAGGAGGAGUAUGGGACUGUACAGGAAGCUCUCAAGCAUCCAGAUGGGUUGGCAGUGAUCGGGGUCUGGCUGGAAGAGUCCCGCUUUGAACCUGAAGUGUCCUCGUUCUCUCAGGACCUGAUUUCACAAGGUGACUGCUACUUCCGACCGGUGGGGCAUGGAACGAACCCCAGAUGUAAUUACACCCCACAAGACCACCAAACUGCCACCCAGCACUGGUUCACGUAUCUUGCACGUAUGACAACCCUACCUGAUGACACCGUGACACCCAUCAACCUCCGCCAACUACUGCCAUUCGACCCAUCCAUCUUCUACAGGUACAAUGGGUCGCUGACCACACCACCCUGCACAGAGAACGUCAUGUGGACGGUGUUCAGGCGACCCUUGCUGGUGUCUCCCUUCUUCUUCAGCUCCCUUAGACAACUGCCAGCCAAGAACCACAACAAAGAGAAACUUGGGCAUCCCACCAACACCAUCGGAGCUGAGUAUCACAUGGUGGACUACGAGGACCACCUGCUUUCUGGACAUAAGUACAUCACCAACAACUUCCGUCCUGUACAGCCCUUGGGAGAUAGGGAAGUUUUGUUCAGUUACGGCCAGAAGGAAGGAAACAAAAUCGUAUGUGUGUAGUGAGACUUCAUGUGGCUAGACAGAAUUCUCAACCUGGUGGAGGUGGCCUGGGAGUGCGUUGGGCUCAAGAGAUAAGCUUCGUGAUGAAGUUGACAGACUCAAGAUCAGGGCCAGGUAUUGUCUACUCCCAGAGGUUGACAAUUGCUGUUUUUUGGUAAUUUUUGUAUAGAUAUUUCAGCAGGUUUUCUUACGGUUUUUAUUGCAAGUUCUCACUUAGAUACUGCAUAGUCACACACACACACACACACACACACACACACACACACACAGGUCCUAUUCGUAGAGAUGCCUUGCACACACACACACACACACACACACACAGUCAAGUACACUCCUCUGUCAUACAUGUACACCUAGAGACGGUACAGUUUGUUAUUUAUUGAUGGUAAAAUAUUUAUGGUAGACAGUAGACAGGUUAAGAUGAGGUUGUGACAGAGGCAUCAGGAUCACACUCGCAGAUUUAACACAUACAACAUACUAAGAGACAGUCUGUGUGUAUCAGUGUUAACAUUAACUCUCAAGCUGACUGUAUCCUUGUUAUUAAAAUUUAAGCUUAUGUAUUAAAAGGAAAGGGAAGAGGUUUGUGACCGCCACCCGAGUCGACAUCACAUUUGAGAGUUAUGUGGCACCAAACCGUUUUUUUUACAUGGUAGAAUGUGACUAGUGACUGAGCCUUAUACAAAUACAGUAACUUGUAUUCCUGUAUUCCCAGCCUUGUUAAGAAAGGGGGAAGGAGGAGAGGAGGAGUUAAAUUUGACUGAUAUUACAAAUUUAAGACAUUUGCUGUAACCCAGAUUAUGAAUACAAAGUGAGAAUAAAAUUUGAAGUUUC